Molecule: messenger RNA, 1247 nt
Organism: Gossypium raimondii (Peruvian cotton)
Lineage: Eukaryota; Viridiplantae; Streptophyta; Magnoliopsida; Malvales; Malvaceae
Product: DNA-directed RNA polymerases II, IV and V subunit 3
Exons: 3
Coding region: 77-1033 (318 amino acids)
Biological process (GO): DNA-templated transcription
Cellular component (GO): RNA polymerase II, core complex
Molecular function (GO): DNA binding; protein dimerization activity; DNA-directed RNA polymerase activity
Source: RefSeq, a predicted model, not a curated record
GACUCAAGCCCUGCCCUUUAGCAUUUUCCUUCCAUUGCAGAGCCGAAGACCUCAAAUCCAUUCAAAAAAAAUAAAAAUGGAGGGAAUAUCGUACCAGCGAUUCCCUAAGGUUAAAAUCAGAGAGCUGAAGGAUGACUACGCUAAAUUUGAGCUUCGCGAUACCGAUGCCUCCAUGGCCAAUGCCCUCCGCCGCGUCAUGAUCUCCGAGGUCCCCACCAUCGCUAUUGACCUCGUCGAAAUCGAAGUCAACUCCUCCGUCCUUAACGACGAGUUCAUUGCCCAUCGCCUCGGUCUCAUCCCUCUCACCAGCGAACGCGCCAUGUCUAUGCGCUUCUCCCGUGACUGUGACGCUUGCGACGGUGACGGUCAGUGCGAGUUCUGCUCCGUUGAGUUCCAUCUUCGCGCCAAAUGCAUUUCCGAUCAAACCCUCGACGUUACCAGCAAGGAUCUCUAUAGUUCGGACCAUACUGUUGUUCCCGUCGAUUUCACCGAUAACGCUGGCUACGAUUCCACUGAGCCUAGAGGGAUUAUUAUUGUGAAGUUACGGCGAGGGCAAGAACUGAGGCUGAGGGCAAUUGCUAGGAAAGGGAUAGGGAAAGAUCACGCCAAAUGGUCACCUGCUGCGACGGUGACUUUUAUGUAUGAACCUGAGAUUCAUAUCAAUGAAGAUUUGAUGGAAAGCUUGACGCUUGAAGAGAAGCUAAGCUUUGUUGAGAGCAGUCCAACUAAAGUCUUUGACAUUGACCCAAAUACCCAACAGGUUGUGGUGGUUGAUCCAGAGGCGUAUACCUAUGACGAUGAGGUGCUAAAGAAAGCUGAAGCUAUGGGCAAGCCCGGUCUUGUGGAGAUAUAUGCCAAAGAAGACAGUUUCAUCUUUACAGUUGAAUCCACUGGUGCGAUCAAAGCUUCUCAGUUGGUUCUUAAUGCUAUAGAAAUCCUGAAACAGAAGCUGGAUGCAGUUCGCCUGUCUGAGGAUACUGUGGAAGCUGAUGAUCAGUUUGGUGAACUAGGUGCCCAUAUGCGAGGAGGAUGAUCUGCUUGUAAUUAAGAACUAGCCAUUGACAUUUGUAGGUUUCAGAAAAGGCGUGUUUACAUCUAACUAACUUCCUUUUGUUUAAAACUCUUGAGAUAUUUUGGGUAGAACAGACUACUUGUUUUCCUUGAUGAAAAUUGUCAGCUAUAUGCCAUCUGUUUUAAACUUAAAAGCCAGCAAAGCAUGGACGUAGCUUAUUACUUUGUCCAAACUA